Molecule: messenger RNA, 180 nt
Organism: Penicillium argentinense
Lineage: Eukaryota; Fungi; Ascomycota; Eurotiomycetes; Eurotiales; Aspergillaceae
Exons: 1
Coding region: 1-180 (59 amino acids)
Source: RefSeq, a predicted model, not a curated record
AUGGCUGAGGUGGAAUUUCAGGCCCCGUUCGGACCCAGCAUGGUCCAAGGAGCGGAGUUCUGGGUGAAGAAAACUCCUCGCCACGCGUCAGUGUGGGGCGCCCUCAGCGAGCAGUCAGGGGUUUGCGUCCGCACACACUCCGGUUUGUCGCGCGGCGAGCGAUCGGGGACAAGCCAAUAA